UGUGGGGACCCAGCUGCCCCUAUGGUCUCUCAAGCUGGGCCCAGCGGCCCUCCUCUCUGCCUUUCUGCUCCGGACUCAUGUCCAAUCGGGCCCAGCGGCCCUCCUCCCUGCCUAUCUGCUCCAGACUCACGUCCAAUUGGGCCCAGCGGUCCUUCUACCUGUCCCUGUCUAUCCACCCGGGACUCAUGUCCAAUUAGGCCCAGUGGCCCUCUUACCUGCCUGUCCACCUUGGACCCAUGUCCAGUUGGGCCCAGUGACCCACCUCCUCACCAGUCUGCUCAAGACCCCUGUCCAGCAGUGCCCAGUGGCCCUCCCUGCCUGUCCGCCCCGGACCCAUGUCCAGUUGGACCUAGAGGCAAUCCUCCCUGCCUGUCCACCCCUGACCCAUGUCCAAUUGGGCCUAGAGGCCCUCCUCCCUGCCUGGUCUCCCCUGCCCUGUGCCCACCAUGCACCAUGGCACCCAUGGAUGUACUUCUGACCCGGCAGCCCGCCCCACAGACCGUGCCAGCCACCCAGCUGCCCCCCAAGCUCUACGAGGUGGCCCGAAACACGGGCGCAUACACCUCCUCAGGCCUGGCCACAGCCGGUUUCCGCACCGCCAAGUACCUGGUGGAUGAGUGGUUCCAGAACUGCUACGCCCGCUACCACCAGGCCUUCGCCGACCGCGACUACUCGGAGCGCGUGCGCCACGAGAGCCAGCAGCUGGCAGCGGAGACGGAGACGCUGGCGCGGCGCACGCAGGGCGACUCCACACGCAAGGUGGGCGCAAGGCUGCAGGAUAUGCACGGCUGGAAGUCAGAGCUGCAGCGGCUGCUGGAGGAGCUGGUGACCGAGACCAACCUACUGCUGGCCCAGAAGCGGCGACUGGAGCGCGCCCUGGAUGCCACCGCCGUGCCUUUCUCUAUCGUUACCGACAACCUGCAGAGCCGUGAGCGUCGCCAGCACCCUGACCUCGUGCGUGACUGCGUGGAGAUAGAGCUGCUGAAGGAGGCCGAGCUCAUACGCAACAUCCAGGAGCUGCUGAGAAGAACCAUCAUGCAAGCCGUGAACCAGAUCCGGCUGAACCGCCAUCACAAGGAGUCUUGCGAGAUGGACUGGUCAGACAAGGUGGAAGCCUACAACAUCGACGAGGCCUGCGCCCACUACAACAACCAGAGCACCGAGGUGCAGUUUUACCCGCACUCUGCCAGCCUCCAGGAGAGCGCUUCCACGCCCGAGACAUGGGCCAAGUUCACACAGGAUAACCUGCUCCGGGCUGAGCGCGAGCGCCUGGCCUCGGUCAACCUGCGGGCGCUGGUGGACUGCAUCCUGCAGGACACCUCCGAGGACCUUCGGUUGCAGUGCGACACCGUGAACCUGGCCUUCGAGCGUCGCUGCGAGGAGCUGGAGGACGCGCUCCACAAACUGGAGCACCACCUGCGCAAGACACUACGGGAGAUCACGGACCAGGAGCACAACGUGGCGGCGCUGAAGCAGGCCAUCAAGGACAAAGAAGCGCCUCUGAAAGUGGCACAGACCCGCCUGUACCAGCGCUCGCACCGGCCCAACGUGGAGCUGUGCCGGGACGCCGCCCAGUUCAGGCUCGUGAGCGAGGUGCAGGAGCUGAACCUGUCCCUGGCAGCGCUGCGGGAGAAGCUUCUGGAAGCGGAGCAAUCUCUUCGGAACCUGGAGGACAGUCGGAUGAGCCUGGAGAAGGAAAUCGCCGUGAAGACCAACAGCCUGCUGAUCGACCGGCAGAAAUGCAUGGCCCGCCGUGCCCGCUACCCUACCAUCCUGCAGCUGGCCGGCUAUCAAUGAUGCCCCCCUUCCCCAAGCAGUGGGCCCAAUAAAUACAUGCUCUCAACA
Molecule: messenger RNA, 1845 nt
Organism: Erinaceus europaeus (western European hedgehog)
Lineage: Eukaryota; Metazoa; Chordata; Mammalia; Eulipotyphla; Erinaceidae
Gene: TEKT4
Product: tektin 4
Exons: 6
Coding region: 22-1797 (591 amino acids)
Biological process (GO): cilium assembly; cilium movement involved in cell motility
Cellular component (GO): sperm flagellum; microtubule cytoskeleton; nucleus
Source: RefSeq, a predicted model, not a curated record